This is a messenger RNA of Scylla paramamosain (green mud crab), 3038 nucleotides long. RefSeq lists its product as uncharacterized. The record is from RefSeq and is a predicted model, not a curated record. Gene Ontology annotation, biological process: signal transduction; positive regulation of fibroblast growth factor receptor signaling pathway; positive regulation of epidermal growth factor receptor signaling pathway. Bases 223 to 1797 code for a protein of 524 amino acids. The transcript is spliced from 6 exons. Lineage: Eukaryota; Metazoa; Arthropoda; Malacostraca; Decapoda; Portunidae.
AUGCGGUGCCCAGCGUCAGUGUAGCGUCAAAAGUCAGUGAGGUAGGGUGUGCGCUUCCCAUCAGUGCGGUUUUGUGAGAGACCAGCGUCGGACCCUAGUAACGCUGGGGUCCUGAAGCCUUUUUGUGCCUAGCGAGUGAACAGUUCGUGGCAGGAUGUGGCUGUGAAUAGCAGGACGUUUGCCUCUGGAUUACUAGUGUGCUAUGAAAAUAAGGUGCUGGCGAUGCUUAAACACGUGACCUACCGCUCCACCUCCUCCCUCGGCCGCGUCUCCUCUGAACUCACCUGCCGCGGCUCGAGUAGCGUCUCUCCGGAUACACUCAGCCUCAAGGGGGACCUCUCUCCCUCCCCCCAGCGCGCCCCCGACACCCUAUCCCUCAAGGGUGAGCCGCUGGGGGACACGAUCUCUCUCAAGGAUGACCACCACCACCACCACCACCACCUGUCUAUCAAGGAGUUCCCGGAUACUAUUAGUCUUCACUCCACCUUGAGCUUCUCGUCCCUCGCCACGGGAAGGUUGUCCUCGAGAUGCUCCUCCACGUCUUCUCUCAGUGACUCGCCCUCGACCCCGGUGAAGGUGUACCUGAGGGCGCUGCGUCCGGACAUGGAGUACAAGACGCUGAGCCUGUCGUCGGGCACCACGUGCCGCCAGCUGGUGCUGAUGCUGCUGGCCAAGUUCAGGCUGCGUCACCGCGACCCGAACCUCUUCUUCGUCACCAUGGAGGUGACGCUGCGCACGCCGGGGGGCGGGCGCCCCCGCGCGGCGCCUGCUGGUGCUGGACGACCAGGCGCGGCCCGCGGAGCUGCAGCAGUGCCGCCCGCGCGGCGAGGCGCGCUUCAGCGUGGGCGUGCGGCGCGGCGGCCUUGUGCGCGUGCACGACGGCAUCCUGAUGCCCGGGUCGCAGUACAAGUCGCUGCUAGUGUGCUACCGCCACCACCUCGGAGGAGCUGGUGCAGCUGCUGCUCAACUGCUACAACAGCAAGGAGAGCCCGGCGCGCUACGCCAUCCACGAGGUGUGCUCCACGCCCUACAGCGACCGCCCACUGCGCCGCGACGAGUGUCCGCUGCUGGUGCAGAGCGAGUGGCCCCGUGCGGCGCGGCCCCGCCUGUCGCUGGUGCUGCGCCGAACCGCAGCCUACGGCAUCGCCCUGCCGCCCAGGGUGGCUUGGCGCCGCAGCCUCGACCACUCCGGCACUGAUACGGAGUCGGAACACGAGGACCACAACACCACCAUCGGCAGCCUCCAUUCCACCUCCAGCGCCUCCUCCGCCCUCAGCAUAUCCUCGGGCGCCAGUGUGUCUUCAGGCUCCAGUGUGGCAUCGAGUGCUAGCGUGUCAUCCGGCACCAGUGUGUCGUCCGGCGCCAGUGUGUCAUCGGGAGCUAGUGUGUCGUCAGGUGCCAGUGUGUCGUCAGGUUGCCAGUGUGUCGUCAGGUGCCAGUGUGUCGUCGGGCUCCAGUGUGUCGUCAGGUUCAAGCGUGUCUUCAGGUGCCAGUGUGUCCUCGAGUGCCAGUGUGUCGUCAGGCAAUAGUGUGUCUUCCAGUACCAGUGUGUCGUCAGGUGCCAGUCUGUCUUCAGGCACGUCGUCGUCCUCGGGAGUGUUCUCCUCCUCGUCGUGUCCUGCCUCCUCCCCAGUGUCCUCGCCCUCCAAGCCCUGCCCCCCCCUAGUGGUACCACUCAGUCCCCUCCCCCUAGGGUCACCUCCAAACCUCCCGUCCCCACCCCUCACCCUGCCAAGCCCCCCGCGGCCUUCAGGACCAUCAGCCUGCCCCCCACGCCGGUGCCCAGGACCAUACUGAACACCGCCACCUGUCGCAAGCAGCUCCCUGCCCACCCUGCAGACUGGCGACACCACCACCACCGCCUCCCCCCUCCCACUGCAUCCCAGCAAGCCUCUCUUCAUCCGCCCCCACCACCACCCCCAUCUCCAUUACCUCCACCCCGCCACCAGCGCCACCCAGGACCGUUAGUGUCCCGGGGGAGGGCAGGCCGCCGCCUCUCCCCGUCAGGCGGACGUCGUGCUGCCGGAAUUACAAGAACUGCUUCUACAUCUGAGAGCCGCCGUCCCCGCGGAGCCCCGAAGACUCAUGCCAAAGAUUAGAUGGUAACUUGCCCCAGAGGCGACAGUCAGUGUCUCUUGGGAACAACGAGGCCUCGGACGGGACGGAGUGACUGGAUAGGUCAAGAGCAGAGAACACCAGGAGACUGUAACUAUUCGUGCUCGCUGAGAACUGUUCUGUACUGAUGGUGCUGAGGAGGAGGAGGAGGAGGAGGAGGUGGAGGAGGAGGGAGAAGAGGAAGAUAGAGGCGGAGAGGGAAGAGGAAAAAGAGGAGGAGAACGUCAUUACAAGUGCAAAGACAGUUAAGUAGAAACCAAUGAGAGUUUGGCCACCUCCUGUUUUGUGUAUUCAUUAAGAUGUCACCAAAAAUUUCACACAUCUAAUGACCCGCGACUGUCAUGAUCGUGGUGGUGGUGGUGGUGGUGCUGCUGAUGAUGAUGUUGAUGGCAGUGAUGGUGAUGGUGGUGAUGGUGAGGGGAAAAAACACAAUGACGGUGGAAGCAGAAGUGGAGGAAUGGAACAAAGACCGUGGUGGAGGAAGAAGAAGAGGGAGAGAGAGAGAAAAAAAAAAGAAAAGAGAAGGAGGAGGAGGAGGAAGAGGUAAAAGAGGAGGAGGAAGGACGUGACAUUACCCUUGGAAACAAUACCCGCGGCCGUGAACUUGGAGGAGGAGGAGGAGGAGGAGGAGGAAGGAAGGAAGGGAAAAGAGCAGUUUGAAGGAACGGUUCUUUCCACCCCUGGGAAGUGUGAGCUCCUCUGACCUGAAGGUGCCGCGGGGUGGGGUGGGGCGGGGCGGAGUGGGUGGGGCGGGGCUACGGUCGUGGGAACCUACGUACUGCCGCCCCGCCCCUUCCCUUCCCGCCCCAGCCCUUCCCUCCCCACCCAGUCCUUCCUCCCGUGCAACAAGAGGGCACCGGAUUACAUUAGGAAGAACAAACAUUGGAUCUUCUUGCUUGUAAUUGAAGGUAUUUGAUGAAGAA